AUGAAGCUAUCUCAUCGCGGUCUAAACGCGUGGAUCUCGAGCGACAAUGAAGAGCAGGACAUCUAUGUAUGGAGUCCCCAUGGAGAAAACGUUAACAAGGCGAGGUGGGAGGAGAAACUGAAAGCUGAUCUGGUGGCCGGCCACAUCGCUGUCGAAGGGGGCCAGAGGUUGCGCGUGAACGUUGAGAGCGAUGGCUCAUUGGGCGCCAUCGCCAUAUUCCUGAGUGUCGAUGGCGUUCCCCUCCACGGACCGUUCCUCAAAGGGAAAGGCACUGCGUGGAUGGAUGGCGUCUCCUGUGCACCAAAGUCGGGCAAGAUGUCUGGGAGGUUUUGCUUCGAGUAUACGAGCUACGAAGCCCGGCAUAUUGAGAAGAACCGGAAGUAUCACGGCGCAAUCGGUGUCCUCGUACGCUUCCUUGGUUCAUACGAAGGUCCGCCAGGCGACGAAGACGACGACGAUAUCGAGGUUCUGGAUAACAUCGACCUCCCCGACACUUGGCGGGGUUCAUUUCGUCAAGAUCCUGAGAGUAGUUUGCGGGUUGGUGUUGAUGGUGAGAGUGAAGGCGAGCGAAAGUUUCCAACGUACUACCUCAAGCGGAGGCAAAGCCAGCAGGACCCUGUCGAGUUCCUGUUCAAGUAUCAUACACUCGAGUACUUCCAGGCCAACGACUACAAGCCCAUGCGGAAGAUGGAGAUGGAGCUAGAAAGCAAGAAGCCUUCGGACUCUGUGCCAAUUGCUGCACCAAUCCCUGCACCAAUCCCUGCACCAGUCGCUGCGCCAGUUUUUGCGCCAGUCCCUGCGCCAGUCGCCGCGCCAUCCGUUGGGCCACAGAAGCGCAAGGCAAGUGAGGAGGAUACGAUCGCUACCGCUCCUAAGGCGCCGGUAAAGAAGCCUCGUAAGGGCAAGCAGCGCGAGGUAACCCAACCUGAGACCAAUGGCACGAGCGUCCUUGUCGAUAUUAGCAGCCUGCCUGCCGUGGGCAGUUCUCUUCAUCCUGCGGGCACGCGUUCGUCGCCAAGCGAGAGCGCCUUCGUCCUGAAUCCUCCGAUUGUCCCUUCACAAAUGGCGGUCCCCAUGCCCAUCGCUCACGACGCGACGGUGAUGUCGACGCACGCAAGCAAUCAUGCACAACCGCGCGGCGCUCCCACUUUCGCCACAAGCCACGUAACUCAACCCGCGCCCUCGCACGCACGAUUCUCUGGCGCUCCGGGAUACAAUGACACCUUGGCAUUCAACGCGCCCGCUCAGCCGUACGGGGAUCCUGCCCGCGGCCAGGCUAUUGGGCAGGCCGCGCCGCUGCGUCGCGGGAACUCUCAACACAGCCAUGCAGUAGCGAUGCAUCCUCCCAACUUCAUUCAGCCCCCGCCGCACUCUAUUCAGCCCGCCAUCAACAUCAAUCCCGCCUGGGCCGCUCAGCCACCUCGGGCCCCGUCGCGCUUCGCGCUUGCUCAUCUCUCUGGCGUCGUUCAUAACGACACAGAGACCGUACAACUAAACACGGGCGGGUACGCGCUGCUGCAGGGACAGCAGUCGCACAACCGCCCAAUGUACCAGUCGCAGGCCCCUGCGCCCGCAUGGUACGAUCAACCCACGGCUUUCAACCAGGUUGGUCAUCCGAUUCCCAACGGUGUCCAAGGUGUUCCAAACCAUCACUUCGGCGGUACGUCCUCUGGCCAAUACAGCCAGCCGCAGCGCAACCCCUCCAUGCGUGGCUACGGACAACCUCCGAUGGACUCCUUGCCGCUCGAGUAUCCACUCGCGGGACCAUCAAACGCGCGUCCAUUGCCAUCCACCAACGCCACCAUCCAGCACUCGACGACCAUUCCAGCAAACGCCCAGCCAUACGAGCCUCCAGUCCAGAUGCAGAACUAUGCCACGGGUGGAAACGACUUACCUGAUGAGAUGGCCGCCUUGCUAGCAGAUGAUGAAUUUUGGAAGGACUUUGACCGUGACGUCUUGACAGGCUCUUACAAAUUUCUGAAUGAUUAUGGUCAGGAUACAGAGGGCCAGUAG
Messenger RNA from Peniophora sp. CBMAI 1063, 2013 nucleotides. The record is from the annotation of a GenBank genome assembly. NCBI's taxonomy places the organism in Eukaryota, Fungi, Basidiomycota, Agaricomycetes, Russulales, Peniophoraceae.